Messenger RNA from Grammomys surdaster, 921 nucleotides. Its product is annotated as armadillo repeat-containing protein 10-like. Gene Ontology annotation, cellular component: mitochondrion. Lineage: Eukaryota; Metazoa; Chordata; Mammalia; Rodentia; Muridae. The coding region runs from base 1 to 921 and encodes 306 amino acids. The transcript has a single exon. Gene Ontology annotation, biological process: negative regulation of intrinsic apoptotic signaling pathway by p53 class mediator. The record is from RefSeq and is a predicted model, not a curated record.
AUGGGUGGCACGCGGGACGUGGGCUGGGUGGCAUCAGGGCUGGUCCUGGGCGGCAGCCCCUGCUACCGUAUCUACCGGCUGACUCGAGGACCGUGGCGAGGCAGGGGCCAGCCGCGUCCUUCGCGGUCUGCAGAAGACAUAACUGAUGACUCCUGUCAUGAUAUCUUAAAUGAGGAACAGCUUGAGAAACUUCUGUACCUGCUGGAGUCAACCAACAAUCCUGUAAUUACUGAAAGAGCCUUAGUCACCUUAGGAAAUAAUGCAGCCUUUUCCACUAACCAAGCCAUUAUUCGUGAGUUGAGUGGUAUCCCAAUUGUUGGAAACAAAAUCAACUCUCUCAACCAAAGUAUUAAAGAGAAAGCUUUAAAUGCACUAAGUAACCUGAGUGUGAAUGUUGAAAAUCAGCCUAAGAUAAGGAUCUACGUCCGUCGAGUCUGUGAGGAUGUGCUUGCUGAUUCCCUGAACUCUGCCAUGCAGCUGGCUGGACUGAGGCUGCUGACAAACAUGAUGGUCACCAAUGAAUACCAGUACCUGCUCGGCAGCUACAUCACUGGCCUGUUCCAUCUGCUGUCUGUUGGAAACGGAAGCACCAAGGUUCAGGUUUUGAAGCUGCUUUUGAAUUUGUCUGAGAAUCCAGCCAUGACAGGAAAACUACUGAGUGCCCAAGUGGAUACUUCAUUCCUUUCCCUGUAUGAUGGCCAAAUGGCAAAUGAGAUUCUUCUUCGGGCUCUUACGAUGUUUCAGAAUAUAAAUAAUUGCCUCAAAGUGGAAGGCCGGUUAGCUAAUCGGCUUCCUUUUGCUGAAGGGUCAUUGUUUUUCCUGUUGUAUGGAGAAAAAUGUGCCCAGAGAAUGAAAGCUUUGGUUCGCCAUCACGAUGUGGAUGUGAAAGAGAAGGCUUUAGCAAUAAAGCCGACGUUCUGA